Molecule: messenger RNA, 411 nt
Organism: Nicotiana attenuata
Lineage: Eukaryota; Viridiplantae; Streptophyta; Magnoliopsida; Solanales; Solanaceae
Product: octapeptide-repeat protein T2-like
Exons: 1
Coding region: 1-411 (136 amino acids)
Source: RefSeq, a predicted model, not a curated record
AUGUUGCACCUGUCCAGAGAAACAAAACGCACCCACCCACACAUACAAAGGGGGGAGAGAGAAAGGGAAAGAAAGAGAGAGGAAGGAGAAGAUGGAGCAAGACAAGAUGGAUCGCCAGAAAAUGCAAAACAAGAAGAGUCGCCGGAAAUCAAGGGUCGCCGGAUUUGCAGCAACUCGCCUGGAACACGCACGUCCCGACUGGUCGUCGCACCCACCCGAACAGAGAAAGAUGGGAGAAGAAAACGACUCCGGCGGCGAGAAGGGCCAGAAGCUACCGAAAAGAAGAUAAGGAAGAAAAAGGAGAGAGAAAGAGAAAGAGAGGGGGAGAGAGAGGACGGAAAGAGAGAAGUGAACUUACCUGUAACAGCACCUGCGACGGUGAUGGCGACGGCGAAGCAGCAAAUGCCAUAG